Molecule: messenger RNA, 2491 nt
Organism: Patiria miniata (bat star)
Lineage: Eukaryota; Metazoa; Echinodermata; Asteroidea; Valvatida; Asterinidae
Exons: 14
Coding region: 71-2491 (806 amino acids)
Biological process (GO): DNA integration
Molecular function (GO): nucleic acid binding
Source: RefSeq, a predicted model, not a curated record
ACACAAACUGUUGAAGACAAGGAAGUACUUUGUUGUUCAGCCUCAGCCCGGCUUGGGACUGAACAAGAAGAUGUUGGCGCAAAGGACAGCAGCGGGAUCUAACAGUCUCCGCGAUUGUCACUACCAAGUUGCCGUGGAAGACUUCUGGGAUGUGAUAUCUUCUGUACAUGCCAGCAUUGGACACCUUAAAACCAGAGCAACAUACAAUAAGAUAAAGGAGUCAUACACCGGUGUUCCCGAGAAAGCUGUUGAGAAAUACAUCCAGCUCUGUUUGGACUGCCAGCUAAGCAAACAGCAGGUUGAGCAGGCACCUAUUAUGCCAAUUGUGUCAAAAGAUUUUAUGGAACGCGGACAGUUGGACCUAGUGGAUUUUAGUAGCAACAGUGACUGUGGAUUCAAGUACGUUGCUCACUUCAUAGAUCAUUUUUCAAAAUUCUCCGUCAUCUGGCCACUCCGCAACAAAUGCUGCCAGGAGGUUGCGGACACUCUCAGAGAGCGUGUCUUCUGCGUCCUGGGACUUCCCCGCAUAUUGCACACGGACAAUGGCGGGGAAUUUGUAGGCCAGGCCAUGGAGCUUGUAGUUAACAACUGGCCUGGAAAAUGCACCAUGGUGCGUGGUCGUCCCCACCAUCCGCAGUCCCAAGGAUGCGUUGAACGCGGCAAUCGGGUGAUGAAGGGUCUGAUAAGGCAGCAUCAAAUCACCCAUCAAACAAGGGAGUGGGUGCGCUUCCUUCCAGACGUGGCUUAUCAAAUGAACAGCAUGAAACGAAGAUCCAUUAAUCAAUCAGCAAUGGAGGUUGUUUUUGGAUUACGCCCUGAACCAGGCCAUAUCUUGCCUGGCAGUCAACCUGGCGUUUACAACGAAGAUGACUUGCCACAAGACCUUGUCCCGCCAAACUACGAAUUGGAUGGAUGGGCCAACGUAGACUUGGAUUCACUGGAGGCAGAUGAAACAAAUCAAGAGGAUAACCAAACCCCUAGAGUAGCAUCCUCCGAUGACCCAAUCGGCGUCAGUACGACUGCUGACCCAGUAGAUGAGGUGUCAUCCGAUUGUGUUACACCUGACAUUGAGGGUAAUGACACUGGAAGAAGUGGGCGUACGCGUCAGGGAGACAUGAUAAGUGCAUGUCGAGCCAAAGCUCGACAUGCACUUAACAAACAGCGCGUACGAAUGAGGAAACAAGAUCGGGAGAAGAAGACAACGCAAACAUACAAAGUUGGGGACUUGGUGACGGUGAAAGUCCCACCUAAAGAUCGGCCGUUGACUGGCCCACGGCGGUUGAUCGGUAGGGUGAUUGCAUCGAGGGGAAAGGAGCAGCCACGGUAUCAAGUUGGAACUGAGCACGGUGUGCUAUGUGGUUGGCUUGUGGGGAGUACUCUGCAGAAAUAUACCGGCAGUAUUGACAUAUCCAAGUGGGAUAACACUUCAAGGAUCAAAUUGCGAACUGCUGCCAGGAGGACAGCACCCCCGCCCAUCCAGUUACCAACCAUUGUAGAGGCACCCACUUUGGAGCAACAUAUUGCGGCUGUAAUGGAGAAGGGUUUCACCCGCACUUCAUGUGGCGAUAUUCUGCAGUCAUUAGAGAACGCUUCAUUCGAAGUGAUCUCUUCCACAUCGCAAAUCCUCGAUCCAGCCCUUCAACCUCCAGGCAACGAGCCACGAACCUUGCAGGAUCGCCAGCGAAUCGGACUUCACGGCGAUGGAUUCAGUGGAGCAAUUCCCUCUUACCUAAAGGGUGAGAAAAAGCUUGUUCCUGUAGAGGCCACCGGUGACAACAACUGCUGUUUACUGGCAGCUUGUUCACUUUUGCUCUGGGGCACCGAGGAACAAAUCAAUUUUCUGAGACUUGGUGCCACACUCAAAGGUGCCCGUUGCCUGGAUUCCCUUGUUCAGAAGGUUCUAGACAAGCAUGGCUCGGGGACUGCGGGUACUGCUGCUACUGCAUGGAUGGCAUCUGUGACAACGGAUGUCAUCAUGGACCACGCCAUGACAUUCACUGAAACGCGAGAGCGUGUUAAGUACGUCAUUCAGCAGGAGAUUUGCAGAAACGCGUUGCUGAAUAGGGAUGCUGGGCCCUUGCAGGUGGAACUCCUGAGCAUGUUUCUGGGUCGUGCCAUAGAAGUGCACUGUGUUUCGGGGCCGGGUGCGUACGGUACGGCAGCAGAAGGAGACUUCCCUUUUGAUCGUCUCCAACUCCUUCUAUUGCCCUACAGAGCUGGUGGACAGCAACCAAACCACUUUGUUCCUCUGGUUCCCAUGACGCAAGAGGAACAAACUGCUUUGAAUAGAUGCGGGGCAAAGCAGUUUCAACUCUGCCAGUAUGACGGGCUGCCCCCAUGCCCAGCAGGAGGAGUGGGAUGGCUUGCAUGCGAUAUCUGCCUGCAGUGGUACCACUCCUCUUGCGUCGGGGUUACCCAAGACGCGGCCAGGCAGAUGAGCAGUUUUUCAUGUGGAUGCAGUGUCAAGCGGCCGUACACAUGUAAACAGUAA